AUGCAUAGCUCCCCUGCUCGACCUUGAGGCCCGCCCCACUAAACCCUUUUUUUCCUCUGGGUAUCGCAAUAUUAGGGAAAGGGCUUCCCCAAGACUGAUCGACACACAACCUCCUAGACAGCUGUACGCCUGAGUAACUUUCAAGACCGAGCGGAAGAAAUCGGCAAUUAUAACCCGUCACCACAACCACGCCAACAUGUUUCCCGUCAAAGGCUGGAGCAUGGCGGCGGAAGCGCCGAUGGUCGAGAAGAAAACGGGACCCGGCGGCAGUGCCCCGCAACAGGCCAGAAAGCGGAAGAGGCCAGGCCAGUCGCAGCCUCCUGUGACGACAGCUAACCUUGCCGAUCUAUGGGAGAAGGUAAUCGAACACAAAGGCAGGGUGCGAUCUAAAAAGGGGAAGAAAGGCGGCCGGAAGACCGAGACCGACGAACAUGUUGCCGUCCCCGAUGAGGGGCCGCAGCCUGGAGCCGAAGAGCCUAUUGAAGAUGGCCAGUUGCCAAGGCAACAAGGGCAAGCAGAUGCCGAACAGGAGAAGAACAAGAAGAACAAAAACAAGAACAAGAACAAGAACAAGGAGCCUUCUGCUGAAGUCCCCGUUGAAGAGGAGAAGCCAGCCGACGCCGACGGGCAACAGCAGUCGGACAAUGAGGAGUGGGGCGGCAUCGAGGAUUCUGACGAUGCUGUUCCCGAGGUGGUCGAACCAGUUGAGGAGAAAAAUGACAGGAAAAGUAAGAAGCAGAAGACCGACGAUACACGGUCUAAGGCGCAAGAAACCAAAUCAGAGAGCGGUGCCACAGUAAGCAAAGACAGCAAAAAGCCCUCCAAGGAUGAAAAAAAUGAAGGGAAGCCUACUACAACACCAGCACCGGCACUAGUUCCUGUCGCCGAGCCGAAGCUCACUCCGCUUCAGGCGUCAAUGCGGCAGAAGCUGGUCUCGGCGCGGUUCCGCCACCUGAACGAGACGCUGUACACACGGCCGUCGGUUGACGCCUUCCAGCUCUUCCAAGAAUCGCCCGAGAUGUUCUCUGAGUACCACGAAGGGUUUCGGCGGCAGGUCGAAGUCUGGCCCGAGAACCCAGUUGACAGCUACAUCCGGGAUGUCAAGGCGCGGGCCAAAGUGGCGCGGUCCGCAGGAGGGAAGCACGACUUUGCAAACCCGGCCUCGAACGCCCAGGUGCUACCUCUGCCUCGUACCGGCGGCAAGUGCACCAUCGCAGACCUGGGGUGCGGUGAUGCGGCACUGGCCCGCGCGCUUGAGCCCGUCAAGCAAAAGCUGCACCUCGAGGUUCUUAGCUAUGACUUGCAGACUGGCGGCUCUCCCCUUGUGACACCCGCCGACAUCGCUAACUUGCCGCUGCGCGACCGCACCGUUGACGUGGCCGUCUUCUGCUUGGCCCUCAUGGGCACCAACUGGCUCGACUUUAUCGACGAAGCCUACCGCAUCCUGCGCUGGAAGGGCGAGCUAUGGGUCGCCGAGAUCAAGAGUCGGUUCGCGGCACCUAACAACAGAAAAGGCCCCGGUGGUCCCGGUAAGGUAGUCGCGCACAGCGUCGGGAACCGCAAGAAGGCCCCAGCGGGCCCACUCCCGCCUUCUCUCACCUUCUCUGCCCCAGGCAGCAAAAAGACGGCUAAAGGCCGCGACGAAGCCGCCGAAGCCGCCCAGGCCGCCGAGCUGGAGGUAGCCGUCGACGGCGCCGAGAAGCAGCGCCAAGAAACGGACAUUGCGGCAUUUGUUGAAGCCCUCCGUAAACGCGGCUUCGCCCUGCACAAGGAGCUGGGCGACGGCGCCGCCGACCUAAGCAACAGGAUGUUUGUCAAGAUGCUAUUUGUAAAGGCCAUGCCGGCCAUCAGGGGCAAGUACGCCGUCGCUGAGGAAGAGAAGGUCAACGACGUGAACGUCAACGGCAUCGACGUCAACCGCAUCAAGCUAGGCCGCAAGGGGCCGCCCAAGAAGCAAAAGUUCAUUGAUGAGGAGGAUGAUGGCGGUAAACAUGAGGUGUCCAUCCUGAAGCCCUGUGUCUACAAGCUGCGCUGAGAGUGGAUUUCACUGCCUUCCAUCACAUACCUAGGUAUAUAUAAUACAUAGUUGUACAUACCUACCGGCUCGUCGUAUUAUAUACUAUGCUACCCCCAAGGAAGUACUCGGGGUUAUUAA
Messenger RNA from Lasiosphaeria miniovina, 2155 nucleotides. Its product is annotated as methyltransferase-domain-containing protein. Gene Ontology annotation, cellular component: nucleolus. Bases 197 to 2035 code for a protein of 612 amino acids. Gene Ontology annotation, molecular function: rRNA (adenine) methyltransferase activity. The record is from RefSeq and is a predicted model, not a curated record. NCBI's taxonomy places the organism in Eukaryota, Fungi, Ascomycota, Sordariomycetes, Sordariales, Lasiosphaeriaceae. Gene Ontology annotation, biological process: ribosomal large subunit biogenesis; rRNA methylation. The transcript has a single exon.